Messenger RNA from Solanum dulcamara, 1692 nucleotides. Its product is annotated as zeatin O-glucosyltransferase-like. The coding region runs from base 158 to 1537 and encodes 459 amino acids. Lineage: Eukaryota; Viridiplantae; Streptophyta; Magnoliopsida; Solanales; Solanaceae. The transcript has a single exon. The record is from RefSeq and is a predicted model, not a curated record. Gene Ontology annotation, molecular function: UDP-glycosyltransferase activity.
CCAAAUCUCUAUGCAGAUUGCUUCGUUGAGUGGCACAUGCAAAUAUGCAAUAGGUUCCCAAAUCUCUAUAAAUUCUUGCUAAGAGUAACACUGUCGAUGCAAAAAUUUCCAAGUCUUAAAGAAACAAAACAAUACCUAGUCCUAAAAAUUUCCUCCUAUGGAUAACAUAGUGAAACAAGAUGAUGUAGCUGUAGUGAUAGCCCCAUUACAUCUUCAAAGCCAUCUCCGACAACUUCUCCAUUUUGCCUGCCGAAUUUCCUCCUACGGUCUACCAGUUUACUAUCUUGGCUCAGCCUCCUCCAAUUGUCAAGUUAGGCAACACUCCACUACCUUAAAUCCUUCUGACAUAGCCAAGAUCCACUUCCAUGACCUCCAAAUUACUACUCAAGAUCCUCCUCUAGAUAUCCCCAUGCAUAUUUGGUAUGCUUCUAUGCGUUCACGUGAACCUAUUGCUUCUUUUCUUAGAGAUAUCUCCUCUAAGGCAAGACGAGUUGUCGUUAUACAUGAUCUUUUAAUGUCCUAUAAUGUUCAGGAUAUUUCUUCCAUCCCCAAUGGAGAAUCAUAUGUAUUUCACUGCCUUCCCAUUUUUGAUAUGUAUUGUAGUCACUAUGCUGCAGUAGCGGGGUUGCCUAUUCCACUUGAAGAAGAAAUUUUAAAGAAGUUACCCUCCAAUGAUGGAUGUUACAACCCUGAGGACGUCAUGCACCAUUCAAAGUAUCUGUCACAAUGCAUGGGAAUGAACGCUGGUGAUAUCUUUAAUACAAGUCAAGUAAUUGAAGGUACCGCUUUUAUUGAUUCGAUGGCACAUAUUGCGUGCAUGCAAAACAAGAAGCUAUGGGCACUCGGGCCGAUUUUCCAUACACAAGAAGAUCAUAAGAUCGAAAACAAACACCCAUGUUUGGAUUGGCUAAAUAAACAACCUCCAAAAUCAGUUCUGUACGUAUCUUUUGGAACAUCCACUUCAUUUUCAGCUGAACAAAUCAAGGAGAUUGCAAUUGGUUUAGAGCUAAGUAAACAUAAGUUCAUAUGGGUAUUUAGACAUGCUGAUAAAGGAGAUCCCGUUACCAAUAAAUGCGAACAGAAUAGAACAGGAGUACUUGAAUUGCCUGAAGGAUUUGAAGAAAGGGUAAAAGGUGUGGGCUUAGUCGUGAGAGAAUGGGCACCCCAACAAGAAAUCUUGGCUCAUUCGUCUACCGGUGGGUUCAUGAGCCAUUGUGGAUGGACUUCCUGCUUAGAAAGUAUAAUUGCAAGCGUUCCAAUAGCUGCUUGGCCUAUCCAAUUUGACCAACCAAAAAAUGGUUUUUUGGUUACAGAAAUAUUGAAAAUAGGCCUGCAUGUUAGAUUGUGGGAGAAACGGGAUGAGCUAGUGACUGCAUCCACCAUUCAAAAUAUAGUGAGAAAAUUAAUGUCAUCGAAAGAAGGUGAUAUGAUGAGAAAAAUAGCGCAAGAACUAAGCAAGGCCGUAAGGCGGUCUACGGAGAAAGGUGGUGUUUCUCGAAUGGAAUUGGAGUCUUUUGUGGCGCAUAUCACAAGAUAAAAUGUUACUUGUUUCGUGUUCUGAAUGUUAUUGCUAUUAAGUAUUUUGGUUGCAUUCUUAGUAAUUUGUUUAACGGGGUUGAUUGCUCUUUCUUGAAUACUAUAUUGAGAUUAAGGAGCUUAUGAACAAUUAAUAAAAAGAGUCCCUUUUUUGUU